Messenger RNA from Saprolegnia parasitica CBS 223.65, 1818 nucleotides. RefSeq lists its product as hypothetical. Bases 1 to 1818 code for a protein of 605 amino acids. NCBI's taxonomy places the organism in Eukaryota, Oomycota, Saprolegniomycetes, Saprolegniales, Saprolegniaceae. The transcript is spliced from 4 exons. The record is from RefSeq and is a predicted model, not a curated record.
AUGGUCGCUGGAGCGUGCUCGACGAAGACGACGACGAGCGCCGAGCCAGCCCCCCGCGCCGACCCAGUGAAGCGCAUCAACCAAGCGAUCGAGGCUCUGAACUGGGAUGCCGUGGAGGCCGCCUUCAACGUGAUCGAUAACGACGGCUUCCGGGUGUGCUCUGCGACCGAGGCCGACUGGGACAGCUACGUCGAGUCCGAGGACCAAGCGAUGAAGUCGCGCGCCUUUGAGUUUAGAGACGACUCGAUUUACCUCAUCGAGAUGAGCGGUGGUCUUCACGCCACCAUUGCUAUGGGUAUCGACGACGCGAUGCUUGACGCCACGGGGCCGGAGGCCACGGGAACGGACCAUCGCGUCUUUCGGGCUUUCCGCGACGCGUACGUCGACACGACCCUUGAAUCAGCGGCAAGCAAGCUGCCCAAGCUCUCGCCGGACUGCUGCUACGGUCCAGCUCGCGACAUUGGCGCCAUCAAACCUCCCCGCGUCCACUGGAACGAAUUCCAUACGUUCAAGGUUGAGGUCGGAGUCUCCCAAGGCUGGCGAAGCAUGGACACCAAGGUGCUGCAAUACUGCGUCUUUCCUGGUCUGCGCUACGUGCUCUGCGUCUUUGUCUCGCCCGACAUGAGCGUCCACGACAUGGUGAACGCCAAAGCCAUCGAAGUUGCGUGCGACCACGGCAUCUCGGUCGGCUUUAGUGCGUCGCGCUCGUGGCUCGAACGCUUCCUCCAUGAGCACGACCUCCUUGUCACGACGCGCCGCAUCCAGGAGUUUGAGGCCACCCUUCAAGCCGAGAUCGACGCCCUCUGCCUCAAACACAAGAUCAAAAAAAUCUACCGCGCCGAACAGACAGGCAUCAACUACGAAUACAUUCCAAAGCCGGCUGGGUCCGUGAACGCGUGGGUCCGAUGCGGCGGCUCGGAGAGGGACCGCAUCACGGCCAUGCUUCUCGGCGAUGCAGAUGGCAACAAAUACCCCCUCUUCCUCGUCAUGAAGUCGGACGCCGAGAAUCAUCCAGACGCGCGCCAAGGCUUUGAUACGGCCGCGUGGGAGGACAUGCAGAUCAUCCAAGAAGAGACGGGCGGCGUCGUCUUUGGCAACCCGACGGCCACUUGGAACAGCGAUCUCUCGCUCGCGUUCCUCCGAUUCCACUUUGGCCGCCGCGCUCAUUUGAACGAAAACGUGCUGCUCGUGUGGGGCGUCCACUGGACGGCGGACGUACAAGCGUACGCCGAUGAGAUCAACGUGACUCUCCACCGCGCGCAACCGACCAACGCUGUCUGGAAAAGCACGCUGAUGAACCGCCUUCGCCGCAUCUGGAUCGACAGCCUCCGCGCCCAAGUCGCUUACCACACGUCCAUGGCCCACUUUGUCCUCCAGCCGCCCUGCCGCAUCGAGCUCGCUGCGUGGGUUCAAAGCACGUGGGACUCGCUCUCGAGAAACACGAUCCAGAAGGGCUUCAAGAUGAAAGACGACGACCUUGUAGCAUCCUCCCGCAGCCCAAACGUUGCUAACGAAGAGGACGACGCUGUCUCGUGCCUCGAGCCAUCGCUGCUCGAAGCGCUUGUCAACCUGAAGAUUGCCCACGACGUCAACGCAGACGAGGACUCUGAUUCCAGUCCCGAGAGACAGCGCCUUCUCCGCAGCCCGGCCGACAAGCCGGUCAAUCGCGCAAUGGGCGAGUUCGUCGGGCGCUCAGCCACUGCAUCACGGCCCGGCCACACAAUGGUGACGCUGCCACGCGUGCCUAAUCUCGUCACCGUCCCGUCGUUCCCGCAGCGCCUCACGACGCGCGCAGACCGUACGGAGAUCACCGCCUAG